AGAAUAAGGUGGGUAUUUCGCCCUGUUAUGCGAGCCCGCCUAUGAUCUCCUUGGUGUCUUAUGACUGUCCUGUCUUGAGCCGCGUGCUUCGCAGCCAUCAUGUUCUCAUCCACAUCGCGGCUCGCCACGUCAGCAGGAGCGAGUUCAUCGUCAGCAUGCGCCGUACUCCCGGAUCCGCGUCAUCAUAACCAUCAUCAUCAUCAUCCGCCAGGUGCUGCUGAUGCUGCUUGGUUCGACGAUCCGCACGAUUCUAAACCAGCCUUAGAAGAAGCAAAUCCAGCCGUUGGUGAUCCCCGCAAUGGGAAGCAGCAGCGACAACAGCGACAAAAGCAGCAGCAGCAGCAUCCAAGUGAAUGCUCAUGCAGUCCACUUAUUUCAGAAAAUGAGCAAACGAAAAAUGGGAACGAACAACCGAAAUGGCGACCAGGAUCAUCUAUCGCGAGCGGCUCGGGAGCUUUUUCAGGUAAUGGUGAACUGGAACGGCCAAGCCAAUCAGGAAAGAGUUUGGAAGUCCGGAUGGCCGAUCAGGUGACUCAAAGUCAGGAGAUUCGUAACCAAUCAGAGGAGGGUUACCCUCUUUCCGGCAUGAGCUUUCUGGAUCUUCCACAGCCGUUGAUCCUGGAGGCGCUCCGGCAUCUGGACGUCCACGAUCUCGCGUCGCUGUCGUGCUGCUGCCGCCUGCUGCACCAGCUGGCGGGAGAAUCGUGCGGUUGGAUGCGGUUCUACUGCGAGCGAUGGGCGCCGCCGCCCGUGAUUGGCGUAGGAGGUGCGAAGGAGGACGGAGGGAGAGAGGGAGGAGCAAGGCGAGAGGGUAGAGGGGCUGCUGGAAGGAAAAUGGGAGCAGGAGGCAGAGGAGGAGGGGGAGGAGGAGGGGGAGGAGGAGGAGGGGGAGGAGGAGAGGGAGGAGGAGGAGGGGGAUUGAGGAGCCGAAGCGAGACAAGGCAGUUGGGGCCCAGAGAAGAAGAGGUUAGCAGUCACGGCCCAGCAUCAGAAACAUGUCUGGUGCCACGCCGUGCCGACGGUGGUGCAGGUGGUGGUAGUGGUGGUGGUGGCAGUAUCGUUGGCACUAGCGGUGGCGGUAGCGACGGUGGUGCAGGUGGUGGCGAGCCAUGGCUGCUACGUAGUGGGGUGAACUGGAGGCAGAUGUACCUGCAGCGGCAGAGGCGGUCAAUGGCGUACCUGGGAAGGUUCCAGAGCGACUUCCUCUCGGGUCACACUGCAGGGGUGCGUGCUGCUAGGCUGCUCAUACGACCACCCUUCCGCUUCUCCCCCUCACAAACCUCCCCCGCACACCCGUCCCCCUCACACUCCUCACACUCCUACCCUCGUUCUCUGCUUGAGUCGCCUCUUAAUCGUCCCCUCUCUCUCGCUAUAACUGCCGGAUAUGAUUCGACCAUUCGAAUCUGGUCGUUGGACGAUUGGUGCAGCAGCGGUUACCACUCCAGCAGCACUACUGCUCACCCCUCUUUCAGUAACGGUUACAACUACAGUAGCUGUUACAAUCCCAGCAGCAGCCACAGUUACACCAGCAGUUACAGUUACAGCAGCGGUAUCCCCAUUGCCACGUCGCCGCCACUUGGCGAAACGCUACGGGCCGUGGCAGCUGGCCUGGACUUCCUGGCAGUGGGCAGCACAGACGCAGUGAUCCGCGUGUGGCGGGCGGCGAGAGAUUGUCCGUAUCUGUUUGACGUGUCAGGCAUGUGGAGCCACACGCAGGCAGCUAAGAUCCUUGCAGCUCAGCUUGCCGAGUCGGUGAAAAAUGGCCCGCCAGAUUCAAAAGAAGCGGAUACUCCUCCUCCCCACCCUCCUCCUCCUGUUGCUGCUGCUGCUCCGUCUCACCCGCCCUCCGUUCCCAUCCUGCUGCACGGUCACAUGGGCCCUGUUUCCUGUCUAGCUCUAGAAGGGGGAUACCAGACUCCAGGUCCUAGCAGGGAUCGUCUCUUCUCCUCCUCUUCCCCAUUCUCAUCCUCCUCUGGCAAUUCUUCUUCCAUGCCCAUGUCAUCCCGUCGCCUCCUCUUUUCCGGGUCUUGGGAUUCUACUAUCCGAUGCUGGGACCUCUCUUCUUCCCUCUCCUCCUCCUCUUCCUCCUCCUCCUCUCCCUUCCCAACUAUCUCCUCCUUCCACCAUGCCGACUGGGUCUACUCCCUCCAGCCCCGCUUCUCCCCCUCGCUCGCCUCCCCUCCCCGCCUUUUCUCCACUGCUGGUGCUGACGUGUACUGCUGGGACGUGGAGACCGGAGCGCUUCUGAAGCGCCACGUGGCAGCGCAUGAGGGGAAGGCGCUUGCUGUCCAUGCGAGUCUGUGCGGCCGGUUUGUCUUUUCUGGAGGGGAGGAUGGGGUGGUGAGGAUGUUCGAUGAGAGGGUAGGAGGAGGAAGAGGGAGAGGAGCAGGGAGAGGAGGAAUCUCAGGAGGGGGAAAGGGAGGAGUUAGAGGAGGAGGAGGGGAGGGAGGAAGAGGAGGGGAGGGAGGUGUGUGGGAAGCAGUGGCAGAGUGGCAUGCACACAGCAGCGCUGUAAAUGCUCUAUCCUUUGAAGACCCCUGGCUUGUUUCCGCUUCUAGUGAUGGCUCAUGUGCGCUUAUGGACAUUAGAGCUGCUGCUGCAUUAGCAGGUCGUUGUAGAGGCGGCGGGUGGGCUUAUAAGGGGAAUAUGCUGAGAGGAGAGAAGAGGAGAGGAGAGAAGGGGGGCGCUGGGGUUGGAGGGGGGACGCGAUGGAUGGGAGGAGGUGGAGGGAUGGGAAAUAGUAAGUGGGGGUCGGCAUGGGCUGUUGGUGCAAACGGGGAGAUAGGCGAAAUUGUAGAAGGCUCCAUUGCUAGGAGAUUGGGGGGCCUGAAAGGAGCGGCCUUGUGUGUGGAUAUAGGGGAUGAAAGGGUGGUGUGUGGUGGUGCCGAUGCGGAUGUUCGGGUGUGGGAUUUUCGGCAUGCGUUGGUGGAAGUGGGGGAUGGUGCAGAGAGGAAGGGGAGGGGGAGGAGGAAGGGGAAGGGGAAGGGAAAGGAAGAGAAGGAUGGGUGGGAGAGGUCAUGAUGAUUGGGAUUUAUAGUAAUAGAAGUCAUGGAAUGUAGAAAAUGAAGCAUUGUAGGAUGAGUUGCCUUCUCUUUUUAGGUUGGAGUGUUGGUAUAAAUCUUAAAUAUAGCUGUAGGAGAAAC
Messenger RNA from Closterium sp. NIES-67, 3143 nucleotides. The record is from the annotation of a GenBank genome assembly. NCBI's taxonomy places the organism in Eukaryota, Viridiplantae, Streptophyta, Zygnematophyceae, Desmidiales, Closteriaceae.